CUCAACUCCUCCGACAAUGUCGAAAUACCAGCUCAAAUGGGGCAUUCUAGCCACUGGCGGCAUCGCCGAGUCCUUCUCUCGAGACCUUUGGGUCAAUCCAGAGACAAGAGGCGUUACAGAUAUUGAGCACGUCGUCGUAGCUGCCGCUUCGUCCUCUUCAGCAGAUCGUGCCAAGGCCUUCUUGAAAGAGGUGCGAGCUCCAGAGUCUGCAAAAGCAUACGGAUCAUACAAAGAGCUGGUCGCCGACCCGAACGUGGACAUCAUCUACGUGGCAACACCGCACAGCCACCACUACCAGAAUGCCAGACUCUGUCUGGAAGCGGGCAAGAAUGUCCUCUGCGAGAAAGCCUUCACAACCAACGCCAAGCAAUUAGAGACUCUGAUCAAGCUCGCAAAGGAAAAGAAUUUGUUCUUAAUGGAAGCUGUCUGGGUCAGAUACUUCCCUCUUUCCAUCUAUGUCCGAGACAUCAUCACAUCCGGCAAGAUCGGAACCGUCUACCGAGCACAAGCAGAUCUGAGCAUAGGUUUACCACCAGAGCAAGUUUUCGCCGACGGCAAGCACAGAAUGGUCAAUAUGGAUCUCGCAGGUGGAGCACUUCUCGAUCUCGGAAUCUAUACUUUGACUUGGCUCUUCCAGACUCUCUACGAUACACAGAAGAACCCGAAGGCUCCGAGCGUUCUCAGUACCAUGAAUAAGUAUAAGACUGGGGUUGAUGAGCAGACGACAAUUCUUUUGAGUUUCCCAAGAGACGGUCUGCCUAAUGCUCAUGGCGUUGCUACGACGGGCUUCAGGACUGCGUUGCAAGUUAGGGACACUCCUGCGGUUCGGGCUCAGGGUACGGAGGGUGAAAUUCAGGUCUUUUCUCCUGCUUUCAGACCUACUAAGACCAAGCUUGUGCUGAAUGACGGAACGGUUGAAGAGAAGGAGUGGGAACACCCUGGUCCGGGUAAGGGCAGUGGAUGGCAGAAUGGAUUUGGUCCUAAGAGUCAUUGGAAUGCAGAAGGUGUGGGACAUGGUAUGUUCUGGGAGGCGGAUGAGUGUGCUUACGCUAUAAGAGACGGGAGGAAAGAGGGGAAAUAUGAGAGUUUGGAAGAGAGCUUGGUUAUCAUGCGUGUGAUGGAUGAGGUUAGGAAGCAGAAUGAUAUGGUGUAUCCCGAGAAGAUUGAGACGACGGAGUAUCCUGUUGCUUUGUAGACAAGGAAGCAAUUAUAGAAUGGCUGCGAAAUCGCUCGCAUGACGAACUUGUUUCAUGCCAGCACGUGCAAUUCAAGAGCUCUCCACCUUCGCCUUCAAAUCCGCAUUAAGCUUCUCAAACCCAGCUUUCGUACUCGAGCCAAAUGAAGUCCACAUAAGAGGCGAAAGCAGUCCAGUAAAAUUCUCCUCUUGCACAAGAGUCGUAUGUCCAGGAUUCUUUUGACUAGGUCUAAACUGGUACGAGUGAAUCCCAGUAAAGAUAUAUGGUAAGCUUCCCCUCCACUCGAGUUUGGCAGGUGAGUUCUCCAAGACUAUUGGCUCAAAUGUCAUGCCUUCACCGAUGACUUUGAGCUUAUCGCCGACAUCUGCGGUCGUCUUUCCUGGUGCGUAUUCGAUGGCCUUGAAGAGUCCCUUGUGCCAUUCUGAGAGCUUGGGGAAGUCGAGGAAGAUGUCCCGGACUUUUUCUGGAGGGGCUGCGAUUUCGAUUUGAGUGUGGAUGAGGACCAUUGUGGGCUAAGGUGUUUUUUUUUGGAAGUUGGGUUUACGGUUCCGCUGUUUGGAUAUAGAGAGGCUUAUCGCACCACUGUGAUCUUGUGCACCUGAUCGAGUGUCAAGAUGUGGAUCCUGGUGACUCUUUGCUUGCUUUGGAUGCUUUGUUGUGUGUGCACUUUGUCAAUCUAUACCUUCCUUCUUCAAGAUUCGAGCUGACAGGCGCCACACGAAAUAGGUGUCCGUUUUUGAUGUUCACGCUCUUCCUCCAAGUAUUCGGAGCGAUGUUAUACGAAUGGAGCUGAUCCUGCUUACAAGUUGUAAGCUUUAGCGGCAAGACGAAGGAUUCCAAGGUCCAUCCGAGACAGAGAUUCGUAGCUGCCGACUCGACUUCGGCCGACUGCCGAACGUUCGUCCGUU
This is a messenger RNA of Pseudocercospora fijiensis CIRAD86, 2104 nucleotides long. RefSeq lists its product as uncharacterized. The coding region runs from base 17 to 1195 and encodes 392 amino acids. The transcript has 2 exons. Lineage: Eukaryota; Fungi; Ascomycota; Dothideomycetes; Mycosphaerellales; Mycosphaerellaceae. The record is from RefSeq and is a predicted model, not a curated record. Gene Ontology annotation, molecular function: nucleotide binding.